AUGUCAUUGUCUUUUUCUCCUGUUCAUGUUCUCACCACUUAUCAUACGGAAUAAAAACCUUGUUAAUCUGGGAUUUUCUUCAAUCUGAAUUCAGUAAAACAGAUUUAAUCUCAGACUGAUUCUUCUUGUGGGACUAGUUUUAUUAGGAUCCUACUAGUUGUCUGGUGUGGAUAUAAUACCAGUCGGUCUCUGAGAUGGAGUCCAGAACUCUUCUACUUGUUCUGGGUCUUCAUUUCACUCUACUGGGGAACAUAGAGGCCAGAGAUUGCGGCCUGGGCUUCAUUGCCAAUGGGAGUCAACAAUGUGAUGAUAUAGAUGAGUGUAAAGAGUUGGACAGUAACCCACCCUGUGGAAGUAAUGCUACGUGUUCCAACACAUAUGGAAGCUUCUACUGUCACUGUCUACCUGGGUUCAGAUCCACAACGACUUUCAAGUUUACUCCUUUCACUGGGGAGUGUAAGGACCUCAAUGAGUGCCUGGAGAAACCACCGGUUUGUGGCAGCAACACCAUUUGCCUCAACACCAUCGGGAGCUUCAACUGCCAAUGUCAACCUGGGUUCAGAGUUACUUACGCUGGACACUGUGCAGACAUAGAUGAGUGUAAUGAGAUCGCUGGUAUCUGUGGAGUGGGCGGGGACUGCCAGAACCAGAAAGGAAGCUACAGUUGCCUCUGUCACCCUGGAUACAGUAACUACGACAACAAACAGGCUCAGUGCUCAGUACUGACCUGUGACCAGUUCAAAGCGAAUGCGACUCCUGGACAGAAUGUCCCAGGUUUAGCUGGUCACCUGUCUCUGAUGAGGAACAGCUGUCUGGCAUUAAAUGUCUUCACGGAGAUGGACGGCCUCUUGUCUCAUGCUAUCCUAAACAACAGCCGGGAGGUGAGUGGGUUGCUAGGCACCGUGGAGGACGCCAUGAGGUUCAUCGGGCCGCAGCUCAGAGACACCCACACCACCAUGGAGACAGACCACACAGCGACUGAGCUUGCAGUGAGGAGGGGACAGACUCCGCCCACUGGGCCAAUCAGCCUGGCCAAUGACAACGCUCGGCUGGACACCAGCUGGGAGACAGCCACCGGCAACGGGACAUACCCAGGUUUCGCUCUGGCUGGGUUGGUGUGUUACAAGACAGUGGAGAAAUCUGUCAACAACUCCUUCCAGUACCUCACUGACACGGACACCAACAGAGACACAGCAACCGCCACAGCAUCAAAGCCUAGCUACCAGAUCAGUUCCAAGGUGGUAACAGCCUUUGUCAGUAACCCAGCAACAGACCACCUCACCAAGCCUGUCAUCCUCACCUUCAAACAUCUACAGGUGAGGGCGGAGUCAAUGGAGAUGAACUACACCUGUGUGUUCUGGUCGGAGGGGCGUGUCCAUGAAGAGGGAGGGGCGUGGUCAAGUCGUGGCUGUACCAAAGUCACAUCUAACGCUACACACACCGUGUGUUCCUGUUCCCAUCUUAGCAGCUUUGCUGUUCUCAUGGCCCUCUACCCUGUACAGAACACCUUUGAGCUGCGUCUGUUGACGUGGCUGGGUCUGUCGGUGUCUGUGGUGUGUCUGUUGCUGUGCAUCCUGACCUUCUGGCUUUGUCGGUCCAUCCAGGGGACACGCACCACCAUCCACCUCCACCUCUGUGUCUGCCUCUUCAUCGCUGACCUCGUCUUCCUCAGCGGUAUCUCUCACACACAGAGCAAGGGAGGAUGUGGGUUUGUAGCAGGUCUCCUCCACCUGUUCUUCCUAGGAUCCUUCAGUUGGAUGUUGUUAGAGGGGGUUCAGCUCUAUCGCAUGGUGGUCCUGGUCUUCAACACUACCAUAAGACCUCUGUACCUGCAUGCUGUGGGAUAUGGACUGCCACUGACUAUAGUCAUCAUCUCUGCUAUCACCUACCCAGAUGGAUACGGUACCACACAACACUGUUGGCUGUCUCUGGAGAGAGGAUUCAUCUGGAGUUUCUUCGGCCCAGUGUGCACCAUCAUCUUCCUCAACACUUUCAUCUUCAUCAUCACUGUCUGGAGGCUGGCCCAGAAGUUCUCUAGUCUCAACCCUGACCUCUCCAACCUACGCAAGAUCAAGGUGUUCACAGUGACAGCAGUGGCCCAGCUGUGUGUGUUGGGUACUAUGUGGAUAUUUGGAGUGUUCCAGUUCCAAGAGGAGGGGACAGUGGUCAUGACAUAUCUCUUCACUAUCCUCAACUCUCUACAGGGAGCACUGCUGUUCAUCAUGCACUGCCUACUGAACAAAACGGUUAGAGAGGAGUAUUGCAAGCUGCUGUCCUGUAUCUGCACACCACAGAAGAAGAGAUACUCAGAAGUCAGCACUACCAACCCUUCUUCCAGCCAAUCCCAGGGGUCAAGGAGCGCAGAGAACACGGGGGAGUCGCAGAUAUGACGUCACCAAACCCCCAUAAUGCACCUAUUUACUUCUCCUCCCAUGAUAAAGGUUCCCACCAGAUGGCCAAACUGUAAUGUCAAAAUGGUCGAUAUCGUAAAAAUGUAUGUGAAGUGUUUCUGAUUUAGUAUCUUGGCCAGAUAGUGACACACCAGAAACACUCAGCCUGAGGAUAGUACUGUUCAGACCAGGUUAGUAGAAAAUGUGUCCAACUAUCCCGCCGGAUAAGCAUUAGGUUAUCCAAUCAGAAGUUAUAUGAUCUUCAUGUCAUCCAAUAGGAAUGAGUAUGAUCUUCAUGUCAUCCAAUAGGAAUGAGUAUGAUCUUCAUGUCAUCCAAUAGGAAUCCAUAUGGUCUUUAUGUCAUCCAGUCAGAAGUUACACGAUCUUCAUGUCAUCCAAUAGGAAUGAGUAUGAUCUUUAUGUCAUCCAAUUAGAAGUUAUGUGAUCUUCAUGUCAUCCAAUAGGAAUCCAUAUGGUCUUUAUGUCAUCCAGUCAGAAGUUACACGAUCUUCAUGUCAUCCAAUAGGAAUCUAUAUGAUAUUUAUGUCAUCCAAUAGGAAUCUAUAUGAUAUUUAUGUCAUCCAAUAGGAAUCUAUAUGAUAUUUAUGUCAUCCAAUAGGAAUCUAUAUGAUAUUUAUGUCAUCCAAUAGGAAUCUAUAUGAUAUUUAUGUCAUCCAAUAGGAAUCUAUAUGAUAUUUAUGUCAUCCAAUAGGAAUCUAUAUAUAUAUAUAUAUAUUAUAUAUGCCAUUUAGCAGACGCUUUUAUCCAAAGCGACUUACAGUCAUGUGUGCAUACAUUCUACGUAUGGGUGGUCCCGGGAAUCAAACCCACUACCCUGGCGUUACAAGCGCCAUGCUCUACCAACUGUGCUACAGAAGGACCACAUAUUUAUGUCAUCCAAUAGGAAUCUAUAUGAUAUUUAUGUCAUCCAAUAGGAAUCUAUAUGAUAUUUAUGUCAUCCAAUAGGAAUCUGUAUGAUAUUUAUGUAAUCCAAUUUCACAACCACAAAAGAAAGGUACUAUUUUCCACCACUUGGAUGAAACCAUAAACGUGAUGAACAGAAGCUUUCUUCCUUUACAUGAAUGUGAUUUAUAGUCAUAUUUAUUACCAAGAGCACAAGAUAUGGUAACUUUUCUACACGAUUAAAUCCAGAGGGAUUUAGAAAAACAUUAUGUGAAGAUAUGUGUUAGUUGUGACCUAAUGGACUGUUAUACUGUAAAUGUGUUAUUGAUCUUUAACACUUUAUUAAUAACAUUUAAGAAUAAGUCUUUAUAAAUGAAUAUACAUGUUUAUAAAUUAUUAUAAAUGUUGUACAUUU
Messenger RNA from Oncorhynchus keta (chum salmon), 3708 nucleotides. RefSeq names its product adhesion G protein-coupled receptor E5-like. Gene Ontology annotation, molecular function: G protein-coupled receptor activity; calcium ion binding. The transcript is spliced from 17 exons. Bases 195 to 2390 code for a protein of 731 amino acids. Gene Ontology annotation, cellular component: membrane. Gene Ontology annotation, biological process: adenylate cyclase-activating G protein-coupled receptor signaling pathway; cell surface receptor signaling pathway. The record is from RefSeq and is a predicted model, not a curated record. Lineage: Eukaryota; Metazoa; Chordata; Actinopteri; Salmoniformes; Salmonidae.